Molecule: messenger RNA, 828 nt
Organism: Prunus mume (Japanese apricot)
Lineage: Eukaryota; Viridiplantae; Streptophyta; Magnoliopsida; Rosales; Rosaceae
Source: RefSeq, a predicted model, not a curated record
AUGAGGAUGAUUUGUGGGUCCUAUUAUUGGCCCAAAGAAGACAAACUGAAGCCAGAAGGCGAUGACGCCCACUUCAUAUGUGCACAAGAGCAGACUAUUGGUGUGGCAGAUGGCGUGGGUGGUUGGGCAAAGCAUGGUGUAGAUGCUGGCCAGUACGCAAGAGAACUCAUGUGCAACUCGAUCAUGUCGGUCCAAAAACAAACCAUUGUUGACCCCUUAGCUUAUGCAGACACCAAGUGUGAAGGGUCCUCAACCGCUUGCAUUGUCACGCUUAGAGAAACAGGAGUUUUACACUUUGUAAACGUUGGGGAUAGUGGUUUGAUGGUGUUUAGAAACUACAAACUCUUGUACAUGUCUCCUCGUGAACAGCGUAGUUUUAACUGUCCGUAUCAACUGGGCAACAGCAGAGGCAGUGAUAAUCCUUGUAGCGCAACAGAGAUCGAAAUUAGAGUAUUUCCAGGGGAUAUUGUAGUGAUUGGGACUGAUGGAUUGUGGGACAACAUGUACCCGAAUGAAAUAGAGCAAGUUGUUCUGGGAAACAUGAGAGAAAGUCGUGUGAUGAAGCCGCAGGCGUUGGCUUGUCUUUUGGCAGAUUUGGCCUGGCUUAGGUCUCUGGACAAGGACAGCUUUAGUCCUUACUCAAAAGCGGCUCAGGAGGCUGGAAAGAAUCAUCCAGGAGGCAAGAAGGACGACAUUACUGUUGUAGUAGGUCAUAUUAUGGUGACUUCUCCGGUCUGCUCUUGUGUUGAGGAUUUUGUGGAUAGACCUCUUGAAAUCAUAUGGGAUAACACAAAACCAGUGGAGCGGGCGACCUCCACUCCCUGGUGA